This is a messenger RNA of Tripterygium wilfordii, 969 nucleotides long. RefSeq lists its product as uncharacterized. NCBI's taxonomy places the organism in Eukaryota, Viridiplantae, Streptophyta, Magnoliopsida, Celastrales, Celastraceae. The record is from RefSeq and is a predicted model, not a curated record. The transcript has 2 exons. Bases 94 to 825 code for a protein of 243 amino acids.
UAUAAAAAGUUUGAACUCCGAAAAACCCAACACAACCUUACCCUUACCCUUACUUGCCUUCCUCUCGUCUCCUCUCCUUCUCUUCUGCAAGCAAUGGAGUUUGAAUGCCGUCCUUGUAACUGGCAAGAAGAGGGCAUGGAAGAGUUAAGGCAUUCUCUUGUGUACACAAAUUUGGAGCUAGAGAACACAGUUUUAUCAGCAAGAGAGGAAAUCACAAGACGAGAAUACGAAUUAGUCCGGCUCGAAUUUCUGUUGAACAAGACCAUGAAAGAGAGGGAUGAAGCAGAAGAACAAUGUCAAAAGCUAAUGCUUGAGAAACUUGUACUCCACCAGCAACUACAAGAGAAGCAGCAGCAGAAGCAGAAGCAAGAGGUGCAGCCAAACCAAGUGGACGGUCCUCCGCUCUCCGCGACGUAUAGCAGCGAAGAUGAGUCCUCCAGAGAUGCUAUGACAACAUCACUGGCCGCGGAUCCAAGUCACCAAUUGCCAAUUCCAAAAGAGGCAUUGGGGUUGUUAGAAGGGAAGUCGCUGCCAGAUAAAGGGAAACUCUUGCGGGCAGUGAUGGAAGCCGGUCCGCUACUGCAAACACUCCUUCUGGCUGGACCGCUCCCUCAAUGGCAGCACCCACCUCCCCCGCUGAACGCUACAGAAAUCCCACCGGUCACCAUUUCUUCUCCGACGUCUGGCCUAAUACACCAAGACUCUUUCAACGGCACUUCAAAUGCUACCUUUUUAAGCAAGAAGAGGGCUUUAGAGGAUCCUGAGUACUCUUCCCUUAACAACAAGUACCAAAAGAUUGUGAUCUCUCCAAUGACAAACCCUUGACAUAACUCAGUAGCAUGUCCUAUCUUUUCUCAUGUAUCAGUCUUGAGUUUGUACACUAUUACGAUUUCUCUAAUUGUACACUAUCUGCAUUGAUCUUCACUGAGAUUUUUCCUUUCAAAUGAAGCAUACCAACCAUUGAUGGUG